GUUAAAGUAAGAUGGCUGCGGGAAAGCGAAGAGUGUUUGAGAAACCAUCAAAUGGGAUGUUUAUCUGUUGCUAACAGGAUGCACAGCAGCCUCAGUGAAGGAGUGGUUAAUUUCUUAGCGUCCCUGACUCACUGUGGUCUGUCUUGCGGGUUGUCUUUUGGUCGCCUCCUAUCUUGAAACCGCUAACUGCUCUGACAUUGUGGAAUUCAUCAGCAGCUAGUCGCUAGCAGCAUACCAGCGCUAACUUGCUAGCAACCAGCUAGCAGGUAGCUGCCCAAGGAAAACACCACCUCGCAACAACUGUUGAGACUCACACAAGAGAGACUGCCAGUCCUGACCGGCUAUGGAGUGGUGUUGGCUUCAGACUGGAUGACAGGGUCUACGAGGAGGACAGGGUCACAAAGUUUCUGCAGCAGCAGCAGGCUUUUCCUAGAUGUACACUGAGCGGGAUUGACAGCCUGCACAACCGACCUCCUUCUCCUCUUCUCUGUUGUGAUACACUUUCCCUUCCCUUUCUGCCCUUCUUUUUGCACUUCCUCUCUCCCACUUCUUGUUUUCCUUUUGGUUUUCCAUAUAAUUUCCUUUGCCUUCUGUUAGACUCAACGUCAUUGAGUUUUAGUGACCUUUGGUCUGCUUUAAGCUGGUUUCACUAUGAGCUGGCUGAGCAGGUUAAACCCACGGGCUUCUGGGAGUCGGUCGAGCCGGAGUGCCGCCCCUUCCAGCCCCUGCACUGCAGACCCAGAGACCUGUCUCAUGGUGUUUGAAAACCACUGGAGACAGAUAUCUUGGGUGUUGGAGCAGCACGAGACUUCAUCCUCCAGCGAUGACCUCACGGCAGUGAGAAACAACACCGACCAGAUGUUAUGUUUGUUGGCAGAGGAGCGUCCUGCUGAGAGCUCAGAGAGCGGCACCAGCGUGCCACCCAUGGGGCCCAUACUGGAGCUUGUGGUCACAGAGAAUAUCCUGGAGAGGCUGGUUCAGUGGCACCUUCGCCGUGGCUUGGACCCAGACAGCCAGGGUGCACUGCUCAAACUGUUUGAGAUGCUUAUCGGUCAGUCCCAGCAGCCCCUGCUCCAGCACACAGCCAUUCUCCACCCCCUUCUUAGGCUCCUGGGAGCUUGUGCUGACCCAGAACUUGGCUGUCCUUCAGCUCUGGAGAACAGCCUGGUAUUGUUGCUUAACCAGGUACAUACAAACCUACAGUCUUUUCCAGUGUGUGUAUGCAGUCACUAUAAACAAAAUAUAUUUCACAGAUAUCCUAGAGGUGACUCAGUCAGCGACGUCCGUGACCUCUCUGCCUCUCCUCAGGUGUUGGCGACAGGCCUCAGCGCUCUUUAUUCCUCUCUGCCGAGGAAGAUAGAAGUCCGAGGAGAUGACUGGCAUGCCCUUCGGCGGGAGGACUGGAUGGGCGUGUCGUCGCUCGUGCUCUUCAUGAACUCGCUCGAGUUCUGCAACGCCGUGGUGCAGGUCGCCCAUCCGCUGGUCCGCUCACAGCUUUUGGAUUACCUUCACAACGGCUUCCUCGUACCUGUCAUCGGCCCCGCCCUGCAUAAGUCAUCGGUGGAUGAGAUGAUCGCCAGCACAGCCUACCUUGAUCUUUUUCUGCGCAGUAUAACGGAAACUUCCCUCCUCAAAACUUUCCUGCGCUUCAUCCUGCUGCAUCGCCAUGACAAUGACACCAUCCUGGACACGCUGCUCACGCGCAUUAGCAGCAAUUCAAGGGUCCUACUGAAUAGUCCCAGCACAGAGUCUCCCGCCCCACCCAGACCCAGCACUCCAUCCCGCCUGUCCUUCUUCAUGAGACAGCAGAGCAGUGGAGGUGGAUCAGGAGGUGCUCCUACCUCCUCCAGCAUGGAUCCACUGCAGUCCAGUUCUUCGAGCUCCCACCAGAUGUCUCCUGACAGCCCGAUGCACCAUCAGCAGACCCACACAGAUUGUCUGGACUGGGAUUCAGGUUAUCUGGAGUAUCUUAAGGACGCUCGGAGGAGCAUCGAGUUUUGCUCUUGGGCUUGUCGUGACUGGUCGGCACCAUACGAUGGCGAAAACCCAUCCCCAAACACAGCCCCGCCACCCCCACUUCCCCCUACCUCCAAUGUCCCGAUGACUAUGUUCCCCGAGCACUUCUCUUUCCAGCAGGGAGGAAGUCAUAACUCUUCUCCCGGUCAGCAAAGGGCGGCCAUUGUGGCAGCAGCGCGGUCUGAAUGGAGUAGCUCUGAGCGGGACAGCGGAGAGUGGGAUGUUACGAUCGGCAAAAACAGCUGCAUCAGCCUAACGCCUCGCUCCAAGAAACGCAGCCUUCAGAGAGAGGAGCUGCCUCCCAAGCCUGUCCCUCCUCUCGUACCUUCUUCGUCUUCAGCAACCGCUUUAGCCACUUCUCAUCCCAUCUCCUCCCCAGCUCCUCACAUCCCCUCAUCUGCCAUCACUGUUAGCUACCAGGCUAUGUACAAUGGAACGAUGGCGCAGGGAGACGGGUGCUCAGACAGUCGUGAUAGAGGACUGGAGGUGAAGAAAGUGAAGCGGGACUUGGGUGAUCAGCAGUAUUUGGAUGAAAACGCCAACCAAAAUGGUUCCCUUGUUAACUGCCCCUCGCAAAGCUGCACUGCUCUCCCAAAGUCUAUUUUUAGCAACAGUGACAUCAGUGAUGCACAAUCUCUUUGUCCUAGCAAGAUUUUUACUCAGACCUCCAUUAACCAGUCAGCAUCUGAUACCAAACUGCUGUCAAGUGAAACCUUAAACCCACUCGAUGCAUCCUCAGAUCUUCCAGAAGCCAGUCAGCAGUCUGUAGAGAGUCUUAUUGAGGAGCUGCUGGAGCAGGCGCCGGGAGACCCACAGCUGCCUGGCGAUGCCAACGGUCAGGGCAUUAGCAUCGAGGCGUUCACACAGGAGCUGAGAGAACUGGAGGACCGGGUGAAAGAGCGCUGCAAAGCAGCCUGUCAGCUGGAGGAAAUCGCCAGAGAGAGUUUGUCCACUGAGCGGCAGGAAGAAGAACAGCAGCUGUCAUCAGCACUGGAGGGGAAGCUGACGGGUGACGUGAAGGCAGACGGGUCUGCGGUGGGCAUCUGUAGUCCUGCCAGACCACUGAACCAACCUGUCUCCCAGCCAUACACAGGUCCAUUCAUGACAGUUCUGUUUGCCAAGCUGGAGAACAUGCUCCAAAACUCGUUAUACGUCAACAUCCUGCUCACUGGCAUUGUGGCCCAGCUGGCCUGCUAUCCUCAGCCCCUCCUACGCUCCUUCCUGCUCAACACCAACAUGGUCUUCCAGCCCAGUGUCAAGUCACUAAUCCAGGUUUUAGGUUCUGUGAAGAACCGCAUCGAGGCAUUUGCCGCAUGUCACGAGGACUUUCCUGCCAUGCUGAGGAAAGCUCAGCAGUACUUGGUGGCCCGAAGCAAAGUGGACUGGAGCGACUCGCCGGCAGCAGUUCCUACUUUGCGCCGCUCUGAUUCCCUUGUGAAGAGUCGAAAGCCAUCUCUCGGAGACCUGAUUCUUCGUCACACGAACAGUCCAACGCGGGCUCGGCACGCCGCUCAGCUCGCCCUCGCACACGUACGGGAUGGCGGCCAAUCGCUGCACAGCGCUCUGUUCCGGGGAAGCGGAGGGGCAUCUGGCCUUGAGAAGCAAGCCGAAGCGCUGCGAGUAAAGAACGCCGUCUACUGCGCCGUUAUCUUCUGCGAGUUCCUCAAGGAGCUGGCUGCCCUCACGCAGGAGCACGCCGUCUCUUUGCCCUUCCCUCACAGCCAGGAAGCAGAGGAGUAGAAGGUAAACUCAGACUCCUCAAACUUCACGUCUGUUGAUUUAGGCUGUACACAAAGAAGAAAAUAAUAUCGGAUUCUCCCAUCAGGACACACGUGAGACUCUUCUGCAACGAAGCAGACAAAAGAGGAAAACUGGGAUUUUUUUAUUACUAAAAUUAUUAUAGGAUACCUAUAGGACUGGAAUCAUUUUCCUCAUCUGUACACUUAUGAUAUUGUGCAUAUCGUGUAUUAUAUUCACAUCCUGUACACAGCAAAUCUCGGUAAAUACUUGAGAUUCGGGAGCUUGUAUAUACACAUACCAUUUCAUGGUAUAAUACGACAGUAAAGCCACAGAUUAAAGAAGUAGGUGCACAUAUUGGUGCUAGUCAAUACUUGUUAUCUUUUGUUUUGAAAGGGUGCUUUCAGGCUGGCACAAAGAAGGUUUCCUCUUCAACAACAACAGAAAAAAAACACCAAAAAUAGUUUGGCAGGAAAAGAUUGAAAGCGUGUGCGAGUCAGCCACUUACAAAGUAAUCCCAUCAGUUUGGUCAUCUCCGUGCAGCUGGCUCAUGUUUGCUUUCAUCGCAGCUUUUGUCAAGGACGGACUAAGAGGAAAAAGUUCACUUUAAAAAACAGAAGCGUUCCCAAAAACCAUGGGAGCUUUUUUAGGUUUAUUUUAAAAGGCUGCACUAAAUGCUAGUCAUCACUGAAUGAGAUGAAAACUGGAAAAACCUCCGUGUGGGAGAGCGCCACUUUGUCUCCUGUGAAUCAGCACGACUACCAUAAUUGUACUGAGAAACUUGGGUAAUUAUUGUCUUUUUCUUUUAACGUUUUAAACAUUUGUUUUCUGAAUUUGCACCAUUUUAUAGACAUAUCAGCAACAUGUGGGAGCAGAUGUGUCUGCCAUUGUGUAUGAGAGUUUAUUUGAAUGAAUCACUCCUUUCCAAAAAGGUGACGCCAACUGUUCAGGCCAUUAGCUAACCAUUCACUGUUCGCCAUUUUUAAAAAAUAAAAAUAAAAAAAUUAAGCGGAAGAAUCACGAAUACGGCACUCUUGUAAUACGGAAGAGGAUCAGGGCCACUGGGGAAAAAAGUGGGCACAUCUUUUUUUUUUCCUCCUUCUUCUUAUUUUCCAGAAUUCAGACUUUUUCAUCAGAAUUA
Messenger RNA from Neolamprologus brichardi, 4894 nucleotides. The record is from RefSeq and is a predicted model, not a curated record. NCBI's taxonomy places the organism in Eukaryota, Metazoa, Chordata, Actinopteri, Cichliformes, Cichlidae.